Molecule: messenger RNA, 1140 nt
Organism: Cuscuta campestris
Lineage: Eukaryota; Viridiplantae; Streptophyta; Magnoliopsida; Solanales; Convolvulaceae
Source: the annotation of a GenBank genome assembly
ACAACAACAAAUGACAUAAAUGAAAGGUGGAGGUAACAGAUGCACACAACUUCAUCAUUGACCAUAACACAUAAACUUCUCAUAGACCACCACACAUAGUGAUAAGUCACAAGUUUAGACAAGAACAAAUAUUGUACAUACCUUCACAAAGAGCAUAAGAAGUUCAAAAGAAAAGCACAAUCAAAAACAGAUUAGGUAGCAAACUUCACCAACAUAUAUGAAGUGCAGAAAUAAAGUGAGAAUAUAGCAAAGGUACAGAUUGCUCCCUUAAAUGAAGAAGCCUGGAAACCAUAUGGCAACCAACGCUUUUGUACUCGGGUCAUGUCAUGCUAGUGGUAUAUUCUGGAACCACGAUUGAUACUGAAGAGCUUCUAGAUUCCACCACUUUUCCUCUGUCAUUGGAUUAGGCAUCUGAUGUUGGCAAUCAGAAUUUACAUAUUUGGGGUCAUCGGACUUAGGAAAAUCAAAGUCCUCAUCAUCAGCGCCUUCUUCAAAGUCCGAAACAAUAAUGUCCUCAACACCACCACAAUCUACAUAUUUGGGGCCAUCAAACUCAGGAACAUCAAUAUCCUCGUCAUCAUCGCCAUCUUUAGAGUCCAGAACAAUAAGUACUCGACACCGGCUGAAUGUGUAAUUUUGGGAUCAUAGUACUCAAAAACAUCAAAGUCCUCAUCAUCAGAUCCCUUUUGAGAGUCUUAAAAUAAUAAUGCCCUCAUCACCGAAAGAAUCUGCAGAUUGGGUCGCCAUCUUCAGAGUCAGGAACAAUAAUACCCUUGUGACUAGAUGAAUAUGUAGAUUUGGGGUCAUGAGACUCAGAGACAUCAAAGUCCUCAUCAUUGUCACCAUCUUCAUAGUCCGGAACAAUAUCUCCAUCAUCAACACCCCAAUUUGUAGAUUUUAGGCCAUUGGACUUAAGAACAUCAUCGUCGAGAUUGUCCUCGCCCUCUUCAAACUAGAACUACAUCAAGAAGCUAAGAUUCAAUUGAUUGUCUUCGUGAUGUUUUUCGAUGACAAAGACAAGGGGAUUUCCACCCCCGAGGUGUUUUUUGAAUCCCAUCCUAGAUCUAGGAGAGAUUUAGAAGUGAUAGUGUAUGAAACCCAAAGAAGAGGAAGAGACAACAAUAAAUGUACUCCGUAGAA